GUUGAUCGUCAAACAAAUAAUAAACUGUAGUGACGAUGCAGCUCGUCAAUGGAUUACCGUUCCUGGUUCUUUUACUCCUGCUGGGCACUGAGGCCCGUCCCACAUUCGAUCGGAUGGCGGAAGUGUUGCUGAACGUGCUGGAUGAUGGACCACAUUACGCUCAACCCGAACCCUAUAGACCUGUACAUCCUGUACAUCCAGUACAUCCGGUACAUCCCGUACAUCCGGUACACCCAGUGCAUCCGGUACAUCCAGUACAUCCGGUACAUCCAGUACAUCCAAGUGGUCCACUUAUACAGGAGGGCUACGAUCAUGGCUAUGACUACUACUAUGGAGGAGGCAGCUCUCAUGGUUAUGGCAAUGCUGGCUAUCAGUCACCACCCCAAGAUUAUUACCAAGGACCCGUCCAGGGAUCCUUUAAAGGCUAUUACCCUGAACCGCAGUAUCCGCAUAAUUCCUACAGACAUUCCGGUCGCGACUAUGGACAGGAAUAUGGAAGAACAGCUGGCGGAGAACACAACUACGUAGGUGGAUACAAACAACAUGGUUACUAAAGUCAUUUGGGAUCGUGAUAUAUUUGAAUACAAUAUUAAUUUGUAAUAAUGAAACGUCAUAGUACUAUAAUAUUCGUAAGCUAAAAUACAGUACAUAAUUUAUUAAAAUGAUUGCCCGUCUCUCAUGUA
This is a messenger RNA of Drosophila innubila, 683 nucleotides long. RefSeq names its product protein lifeguard 1 (gene Srg1). Lineage: Eukaryota; Metazoa; Arthropoda; Insecta; Diptera; Drosophilidae. The record is from RefSeq and is a predicted model, not a curated record. The transcript has a single exon. The coding region runs from base 36 to 554 and encodes 172 amino acids.